Molecule: messenger RNA, 1041 nt
Organism: Tricharina praecox
Lineage: Eukaryota; Fungi; Ascomycota; Pezizomycetes; Pezizales; Pyronemataceae
Exons: 2
Coding region: 385-942 (185 amino acids)
Source: RefSeq, a predicted model, not a curated record
CUUCUCCGAUCGCGACAAUUACACAUGGAGGAGUGUCUAGACUCGAGGAGAAACGAGAAACGACGACGACGACCUAGAGGAGACUUUCCCGAAGCUCCGCCGCUGCUCACGCCAGACGCUCCGCUCUACUCUACUCAAACUAGCAGUGAUUCUUCCAGCUUCCACUCUCUCUCAAACUCCCUCCACCCCCCUCUCCUCUCCCGAGAGUCGGAGUCAACUUCUUUUGGUUUUGGCGCUGUGUAAUCUGCGUUCGUUCUCCUCAGCCAGCCUCUCUCUAACUCCGACCUCUGACUUGCUUGCGCAUCGGUGAGUUCCGGCCGCUGUGCUGACGACUUCUGCUCGUAUGGACCACUUUAGCUGCUCUCCCUACGCCAGCUAGUGCGAAUGCGUACCUAUCUUGAUUCUCCUCGCGCAGCCGGCCUGACGCCGACAUUGCUGGCUGGCUGGCUGGCUGGCGGAAGUGAUGGUGGUGUUGGACGUCGACGAGCAGCAGCGACUCGCCAGCGAGUGGGAAGGUGGACCCGCUCUCCUCGUCUGCCCCGUCCGACCAGCCGAAGACGAAAGACGAAGAACGAAGGACGACGACGACUUUUUUUUCACGCUCGUUCGGAUGAGUAUAGCUCACUUUGGCUCUCCGAAGCGAUACAGAUUCGCCGCCUUGCCCGAUCGGGGCGACAAAUGUUUUCUAAUCGCUUUUUUCUCCUUUCUGCCCCACACCACCACCACCACCACCACCACCACCACCUCCACCACCUCCACCAAAUCCCACCCGAACACCCUCCACCAGGAGCACUGUUGCCGAUGAAUGGACGGAUGGUGGAUGGUGGUGGAUGGAAGGUGGGUGGAUGCGUGAUGCGACGCUCACGAAUCACGACACCAUCCUACCUACCACGGGAACCGGAGGAUCGACACUCUCGAGUACCGUAUAUUAUCGACUCAUAAAAAUAUUCCUCACGCAAAAUGCCCAAUGCGCACUCCACGGCACACCUCAGCACGUCUACAGGACUCUAGUAAGUACCGGUACUUUACAAAUGGAUAGUC